GAAUAAUAUCAAAAUGUUAUUUUAAAGAUUUUAUUGGGCUCUAAUUAAAACCCUUUGUUGUGAGAUCAAAAUAAAAAUAUCCGGGAAACACAAAGUAGUGUCGUCAUUCCCAAUUCUAAGGUUUUGUGAUUAGCAAAUCCAAGUUGAUGUAACCGUCACGGAAAUGUGUCACGCAUAUGAAACUACUACGUGAGGCAAACGGAAAACCCCCUUUAUAUGUUCAACUAUAUAAGACAAUAAGUGUACUUUAAAUCAUGAGUAGUGUUCCGUUAAAGACAAUCCCCAACAGAGGCCAUGAACAUGCUGAUUGCUUUCGCCCUUCCCCUCUACAUGGCCACCCUCGCCCGCGGCGCGCCCCUGCCGGAGACCGGCGCACUUGUUGAGGAGCCGCUGUUUCAGGAGACCGUGCAGAGGAGCCGCAGCCUGGUGCAGAAGAUCCUUCUGUCCGUGGUCGACGCGCACAAGUCCUGCAUUCACACGGAGACGCUGCAACUCAAUUCCUCGGAAAAUGCGAAGCUGGCGACCAUGGCGUCCAUCAUCGGCAUCCCCCCUGCCCCCGUGCUCAGAGUCGUGUCGGAAAACGUCACCUUGGAGAGCAGCUUGAGGCGGAUGCACGAGGGCCUGCUGCUGCACCGGGACCUGCUGAGCUCCGUCUCUCCUCGGCUGGAAAGCAAAGAUUCAGUGACCGGGCUGAUGGCCGACAUCAGAGACCUGGCCCUUCAGAUCACUAAGAUGCUAAAAAUGGUCCAAGCAGAAGCCACGGCACAGCCCACCCGGGCUCCCGUGGCUUUGCGUCUGUCGGGGGAAUACGAAGUCCAGGUGGCAGCACACCUGACUCUGGUGCAGCUGCAGUCCUUCGGGCAGGACAUGGUCCGCUGCCUCAGGAGUCUGGACCGGAGCAGCGAGGAUGAGACGGAGAGCUGACGGACAGGCGCGUCGUUCUGCUGCUUUUUGGCUCCAGUCCAAAGUAUCCACGAGUACCAGAUUUUGUGGUAUUCGUUUAUUGAUCUGUUCAAAGAUUAUUUAUUCUGUAUUUUUGAUUAUGUAUUUGUAUUUAUAUAUUUAUUAAUAAGACUGGAUAUGUAUUAUUUAUUUUUUAUAACAGCUUUUCAUCCUUUGGCCAAAGACGAUUUGUGCUUUAACACUACUUACGUGACGCAGUAGGGCAACGACGACUUUAGCAUUAAAGAAAGUAAAAAGCGACAUCUGUUUGCUUUAAUCAUCCAUUAUUAUUAUUAUAUUUAAAUUGUUAUUUUUGUAUAACUCAUUGUUCGUUCUUUUAUUUUAUAAUUUGUCAAUAAAAUUUAAUUUUCCUGAAAA
Molecule: messenger RNA, 1320 nt
Organism: Mugil cephalus (flathead mullet)
Lineage: Eukaryota; Metazoa; Chordata; Actinopteri; Mugiliformes; Mugilidae
Product: granulocyte colony-stimulating factor-like
Exons: 5
Coding region: 295-924 (209 amino acids)
Biological process (GO): neutrophil differentiation; macrophage differentiation; myeloid cell development
Cellular component (GO): extracellular region
Molecular function (GO): cytokine activity
Source: RefSeq, a predicted model, not a curated record